GUCAGUUAGAUGUUUUAAGGUUAUACUAAGAGAGGAAAUUCGUUUCUUUGACUGAGAACUAGUGUUUUUUUAUUGUUGUUGCCGUGUGUACGUUAAAAACGAGUGUUUUCAAUAAUUUGAUGUAUUGUUUUGAAGUGUAUCACUUGUGACGUUUCCCGGAUGAUGCUCUUAUGAUUUGUGUUUACUUCUCCAAGCGGCAGGAACGCUGAAAACUCUAAAGGAGCAUACUUAUGGCACAGAUACAGAGAUGAGUGACAGUAUGUCACGCACCGGGCGGCAAGGCUACUCGAUACGCCACCUGCUACAGCUACCAAACGCCGCCCGCAGCUCUCCUGGACCCAACCCGCCCACGCCCAGCGCCAAGGCCUCAUUACGGCAACGCGUCCCAUCUCCGGCCGAUCAAAAUGCAAGAGACUGCGACGACGACAGCUUAGACAGGAAUAAAGAAGAGCCUGUGGUGAUACACAAACUUUUCCGACCUGCCACCUCAACGUCGUCCACGACGUCGCCGAUGAAUACGUUCUCAUCGUUGCCGCAAAUAAACAAAAGAAGAUUUGAUUUUGGGGUAGAUGUAGAAGCCUUUAGAAUUAUUGACAGACAACAUAACCAAGGCAGCGUCGAAGAAUCGAUGGAUGAAGAAACGGGGAGUAAAAGACGACGGCGACUUCUCGAUGAUGAGAGACGGGAUGAAUCUGACCAGCGUUGUCUAGUCUAUACACAUAAUCUUCACCAGCCCAUAGAAGAAAACAAUCUUCUUCCUAGGACGCCUUCAGCUUUAAAUUCUUUACCCAGUUGGUCUCGCGAUGAAAAUUCUAUUCAAAGCGAAGACAACGAAGAUAACAACGACUUCGAUACUUUGUUCCUUGACAAGCGAUCCGAUAAAAUGUUACCGUCAUCACCGUCACAAUCUUCAGAUACUACGGAUGGCACACAGAGAAGUUUCGAUUUGAACAACCAAAUCGGCGAACAAGAGGCUAAUGAUAAUGACAACGUCGGCUCCAGUAAUGUCGUCAUAGAGAAAAUAGAACCUGACAGUAACGAUGACGGUCUAAGGGAUAAUAAAAUAUGUAAUAAUUACGAUGAAAACAACUUUGAUGAUCUCGCUGAUUCUUCUUCUAAUGAACUUGAAAUCGACAUGUCCGACAGAAUCGAUGAUAGAUACGAUGACGAAAGGGAAGCUAAAUCUAAACGGAAAGAGCAUAAAAUUCCUACGACGUCUUUUCCGAGUGAGCCGUUCGGCGGAUACUCUAAUGAUCACGAGAAGAAUUCGAAAGUUUCAAAACAAUACACGAUCUUACAACCGGCCGGGUUAGGCUCCCGCGCCGCCACAGCGCUGCACGAGGCUCGGACCGUGCCAUCGGCGCAGCCCACGCGCGAUUCACGCCCGCUUAAUGCACUCUCUCCGCCGGCCUCCAGAGAAGGCAACAAGUGUCCGACUCCCGGUUGCAAUGGGCAGGGCCACGUCACCGGCCUUUACUCGCAUCACCGAAGUCUGUCAGGAUGUCCAAGAAAGGAUAAAGUUACACCAGAGAUACUGGCGUUGCACGAGACAAUCUUAAAGUGCCCGACGCCGGGUUGCAACGGUCGCGGCCACGUUAGCUCGAAUCGCAGCACACACAGGUCACUAUCCGGUUGUCCAGCUGCAGCCGCGAGGAAAGCUGCUGCCAGGACCCAACGUGCUAGACCUAUCGUUUUAUCAGCACCAGUUCCAUCAAUAUCUGCUCAGAGUGCGAUAAUUGACACCGGAAGUACGCCACAAAAACGCGAGCCCGAAGAAGCGGCAUCGCCGCAAAGUCCAGUCGUGAAGCGGGAAGCCCCCGAGCUGCUUGUCCCAAAGCGAGAGGCCGCCGAGCCCGAGCGCGACUCUCCCGCCAUGGAGACGCGCCACGCCGGCUACGGCGCGCCGCCGGAUCAGCGCUCGCCCUAUGAGCGGCCACCAGAUGAUCACGUCAGGUCAUAUAGCCAAAUGAAUGAGACACGGUACGGCUACGAAGCUCGAUGUUACGAAGGUGCCACGGCGUUUGAACGGUACGACCCUCAAUGUCCGCAGCGGCCCUACGGCUGGGAGGAGGAACGGUACCACGACCCACACUUACCUACUCCGAUGAAAACGGAUCAAUCCGAACAGGAUGCCAGCUCCGGACCCAUUUAUCCUAGACCGAUGUACCACUACGAGGCGGGUGGCGGGGUAGUGGGCGGUGUGGGAGCGAUGGCCGGCGUCCCAACGGGUUUCUCCGCGAUCAAUCUCUCUGUGAAGAUAGCCGCGGCGCAGGCGCAGCGUCCACGGAGCCCGACGCCCCGAGACCCCCGCGAUCCCCGCCCGGCUAUAGACCUGUCCUCGUCUAGUGGCAGUCCACAGGGUCCCUACGCGUCCCCGGUGUACAGUAGCGCCGGCGGGGCGCGAGGCAGCCCACAGCCUGGCGCUUCGCCUCAACUCACCGCCAGCCCUCAGGUGCCCAGCCCGCAGGGCCAGACCCUCGACCUUAGCGUCACCCGUUUACCACAUAGUAGAGCGUUCCCCGGCGGUGUAACGUAUAGUCGGGAAUCUACGCCAGACAGUGGCGGAAGCCAUCCUUACCUAGAGGCAUAUCAUCGAGAUACAGCGGGCUACGGAGGCGUGAGUCCACACCCGGUGGCCGGCUACGGUUUAGGUCAACCAGACUACGCGGCGGCGGCCGCAGCGGCGGGCUACGGCGGCUACCAGUACCAGUGUGGAGCAUACCCGCCGCCGCCUGCCUAUCCGCCCCACGCGCCGCCCUACUCGCCGCCCUGCUAUAUGCCACCGCCUCACGCGCCACACGAUAAACCUAAGGACAGCAGUUUGUAUAUGUGCAGUCUAUCUGGAUGUCCGCGCGCCGACCGAUCUCAACUCCAGCCCCAUUCACAAGAGCUGAAGUGCCCGACGCCAGGUUGUGAUGGGUCAGGUCACGUCACAGGGAACUACUCCUCACACCGAUCCCUGUCUGGCUGUCCCAGGGCAAACAAACCCAAGAGCAAACCCCGAGAUGGACAAGAUUCAGAACCACUCAGAUGUCCUAUUCCGGGUUGUGAUGGAUCUGGACAUGCCACAGGGAAAUUUUUAUCACAUAGAAGUGCAUCCGGAUGCCCGAUAGCGAAUCGAAACAAAAUGCGGGUGCUCGAAAGUGGCGGGACAGUCGAACAACACAAGGCGGCAGUGGCAGCCGCCGCUUCGGCGAUCAAAUUCGAUGGAGUCAAUUGUCCUACACCCGGUUGUGACGGGUCCGGGCAUAUAAACGGGUCUUUUCUGACGCAUCGCUCGCUGUCAGGGUGUCCGGUAGCCGGCGCCACGACGCCCACGCCUCAACCCAAAAAGGCCAAAUACCCAGAUGACAUUACGCCUCUUUAUCCAAAGCCGUACUCAAGCAUGGACAUCAACAUGCAGACCGGAAACGGCGAGGACCUUAUGACGUUGGAACAAGAAAUUACUGAAUUACAACGAGAGAACGCCAGGGUAGAGUCGCAAAUGCUGCGGCUGAAAUCUGACAUCAACGCUAUGGAGUCACAUCUCAGCACCGGGGAAAGGGAAAACCAGUUGAUGUCGCAACGAAACAACAAUCUGAACGAGUACUACGAGAGCCUGAGAAAUAACGUAAUAACGCUGUUAGAGCACGUGAAGAUCCCCGGCGGGGGAGCCGCACACGUGACGUCAUCGGGCGCCCCUGGGGCCGCACCGCCGCCCGCGCCCGGUGACAAGCCCGCCCACGACAACUUCGACUCCUACCUAACCAAGCUGCAGACCCUAUGUUCCCCGGACGGGUACUGCCCAGACGAAAACCGGCCCAUCUACGAAACCGUUAAGAACGCGCUUCAAGACUUUACAGUGCUUCCGACCCCCAUUUAAGGCUCGCCGAGCGCCGCCGAAAGCGAUCAGACGCGCUAAUCGCCAACGACGGGGCUUACUCGAGUUAAUAGUGAAGUGUGCGGACGAAGAGACCGUUCAGUCUCCGGAGAAGCGGACCGUAGAACUGUUUUGUAAACUGUUGUAUACGAUGUGUGAAUUCUUUGAGACGUCACGUUUACAUUGAAACAGACUAAUAUCACUAAGAUCGUAAUUCUAGUCUAAAAUGAAUUUUAACACUGUUAUUCGUAUGUAUGCUUAAAUUAAUGUAAGGAGAACUUUAUACUUGUAAUGUGAACGAUUUUAGUCCCAUACGCGUCUCUAUAUAUAACUGUAAAUACUGUGUAUUUAUUUCGUAGUUAUAGGCACACAAGCGGAUGAUAUUUCUGAUUCACGCUCACAUAUAGAUUACAGAGAAGGUCCCUCUCGGAAGGAAAUAGGAAAUAAUAUAAUUCCUCUCCCUUCUGCCGCAUUGUAGGGGGUGCGGGUGUGUGCCAAAUACUGCUGGACUUUAACGGGGUGGAAGUUACGGGGAUCGAACAUAUUUGUAAAAACAUAUAAAAGUUAAGAGACACUAGUCAGUUUACUUGUACAUAAAUGAUUGUGAAUAUUAGUUAAGACGCACAGGCGUCAUAGUAAUGAGAUCUCAUUAGGUGGAGUAAGGUCCUUCAGUCAUUAAUUGAUACCCAAUUAUAGGAAUAAUCCUUGUUAGCCAAUGUUCACUUCGCUGUGAUUUUGUUAUUGUUAUUUAUUUAUUGUUGUUUGCGGAAUGUGAUAGUUCGAAUUGAGAUCGGAGGCUGUUAAUUUGCAAUAUGUUUUGUGCUUUAUAAGGAAAUGUUUUAUUUAUCUUUGAGACGCACCGACAAACGUCAUUUGUGUUAUUAUUAUGACUAAAGUGAAAAGUGAAAACGGACAGUGAACGAACCUUAAAUAUAUACGCAUUAAAUAAUACCUAUUACUAUGUUACUAAUCUGAUUGUCAUAUAUGUUUCUGUAAUAUAUUGAGUAUGUGUUGUU
This is a messenger RNA of Pieris brassicae (large cabbage white), 4875 nucleotides long. Its product is annotated as myelin transcription factor 1-like protein. Gene Ontology annotation, cellular component: nucleus. The record is from RefSeq and is a predicted model, not a curated record. The transcript has 21 exons. NCBI's taxonomy places the organism in Eukaryota, Metazoa, Arthropoda, Insecta, Lepidoptera, Pieridae. Gene Ontology annotation, molecular function: zinc ion binding; RNA polymerase II cis-regulatory region sequence-specific DNA binding; DNA-binding transcription factor activity, RNA polymerase II-specific. The coding region runs from base 248 to 3862 and encodes 1204 amino acids. Gene Ontology annotation, biological process: regulation of transcription by RNA polymerase II.